AUGUGGACCAGCUGUGCCACCCACGGUUACAUCACCGUCACAGGGCAUUACAUCACAGACGAGUGGGAUCUAAAAUCAUGCAUUCUUGCCACUAGACGCGUGGAGGAAGCUGAUGCCUUAGUAUCCAUCCCAAUGGAGUUUGAAAUUGAGUAUGUUUGUGGUCUGACAACAGUCAACGCAAGCAAUAUGACUGUGGCGGCGAGGGCAACUGGCUUCCCACACGUGCGAUGUUUCGCACAUACCCUGCAGUUAGCUGUCCAUGAUGCACUGAAAUUGAAUGCCAUUGACAACGUGAUUAUUCACGCACGAAAACUGGUAAGUUAUUUUUCGAAAUCUGUCCUAGCUACACAGGAGCUUGAAGAUGUACAGAAGCGUCUUGGCAGAAUGGUGAAGCACGUAGUCAAUGAUGUUACAACGAGAUGGAAUUCUGUAUAUUUCAUGUUUGAGAGGCUAAAUGAGUUGCAUGCAUCAAUUGUAGCAGUUCUUCAUGAUGACAAAUUCAAGAAACCAAAGCAUCUCAACCUCAAAGACAACCAAUGGCUUCUCGAACAGUUGAUAGUUGCCCUCAAACCACUUGUUUCUGCAACAGAGGUGUUGUGCAGCGAGGAGCUCCCAACUGCUGCUGGAGUUUAUCCACUGGUGUUUGCCUUAGUCACAAAACACCUCAUUCCGUCGGAUUUGGACACUCGCAUUGUGGCUGACAUGAAAACAACUUUAGCAGAUGGACUUAAAUCCCGCCUUGUGACAGCUGACUUCUGA
Haliotis rubra (blacklip abalone) is the source of this 759-nucleotide messenger RNA. RefSeq names its product E3 SUMO-protein ligase ZBED1-like. The record is from RefSeq and is a predicted model, not a curated record. Lineage: Eukaryota; Metazoa; Mollusca; Gastropoda; Lepetellida; Haliotidae. Bases 1 to 759 code for a protein of 252 amino acids. The transcript has a single exon.